UCUCUCUCUCUCUCUUACAGAUGAACAGGCCAAUCCAAGUGAAGCCAGCAGACAGCGAGAGCAGAGGAGAAGACAGAAAACUGUUUGUGGGGAUGCUGAACAAGCAGCAGUGUGAGGACGAUGUGCGGCGCCUCUUUGAGUCCUUCGGUGCCAUUGAGGAGUGCACCAUUCUUAGGGGUCCUGAUGGAAACAGCAAAGGUUGUGCAUUUGUGAAGUAUUCAUCUCAUGCUGAAGCUCAGGCAGCCAUUACUGCUUUGCAUGGAAGUCAGACCAUGCCUGUAAGUGUAAGUGUAAGUGGCGCCUCCUCCAGUCUGGUGGUGAAGUUUGCAGACACUGAUAAGGAGCGCACCAUCCGGCGCAUGCAGCAGAUGGCUGGUCAGAUGGGCAUCUUUAACCCCAUGGCCCUGCAGUUCGGCGCCUACGGAGCCUACGCGCAGGGUGUACCAGCCUGGAACACAGAAUUACAUAGCUCAUAUCCUGGAUGGCUAGUGGGAAAGACACAGGUGCAGCAGCAGGCCGCUCUGAUGGCAUCGGUAGGGCAGGGUGGCUACCUGAGCCCCAUGGCUGCCUUUGCUGCCGCUCAGAUGCAACACAUGGCCACCAUCAACGGUAUGCCAGGAGCCCCUAUGACCCCCACGUCAGGUGGCAGUACUCCUCCAGGUAUCACGGCUCCUACGGUGACCAGCAUCCCCUCCCCCAUCAGUGUGAACGGCUUCACUGGCCUCCCCCAGCAGGCCAAUGGACAGCCCCCUGGUGAGGCGGUCUUCACCAACGGCAUACACCCCUACCCAGUCUUGCAGGAGGUGGUGUUUAGGGAGGACUCGGAGAAGGCUCCCCGCAGCUGUUUUGGGGUGCAGGGCAGCUGUUUCCUGUCCCCCCUCUCUGAAGCUCAGAGUCCAACUGCAGCUGAUCCCCUUCAGCAGGCUUACGCCGGAGUUCAGCAGUAUGCAGCAGCCUACCCAGCAUACGGUCAGAUCAGCCAGGCCUUUCCCCAGCCUCCUCCCCUCAUCCCACAGCAACAGAGAGAAGGGCCGGAGGGCUGUAACCUGUUCAUCUAUCACCUUCCUCAGGAGUUUGGGGAUGGCGAACUCAUGCAGAUGUUCCUGCCUUUCGGUAAUGUCAUCUCCUCCAAAGUGUUUGUGGAUCGCGCGACAAACCAAAGUAAAUGCUUUGGCUUUGUGAGCUUCGAUAAUCCAGGCAGUGCCCAGGCUGCCAUCCAGUCCAUGAACGGCUUCCAGAUCGGCAUGAAGAGGCUGAAGGUGCAGCUCAAGAGGCCGAAGGACGCCAAUCGCCCAUAUUAACCCCGCCCCCCUCACCGCCCCUCCACCCUGGGGGCGGGGCUCCACCGCUGUGCACAGGGAACAACAGGUUUUUGUAGAGCUGGACCACACGUUGACAACAUGACAAAAACGUCGUUGACAUCAAAAGAAAACAAACAAACAAAAAAAAAAGGACCAGAUUGUGCUGGGGAGUUGAGCUUCAGAUGGAGAUGGGCUGACCGUGGAUGAUGGAGAGCCAGCCCCCAGAGAGGACUCCACAGCUGGGACACACUCCACUAACACCCCCAACCCCUCCCCUCCCCUCCCCACCCCCCACCCCCCAAGAACCAGGAUGCUUUGGGUCUCGCCAGGACCUUCCCUAUCUGUCACCAUCUGCCUGGAGAAGACCCAUCUCAUAGGACCAUAUGGAAUUAUUACUUAAAAAAUAACUAGAUAAAUUAAUGAAGAAAUGAAAAAAGAAAGCAAAAAGAAACAAAUGAACUUUUAAGAAAACUGAUAUAGACUUUUACUCUUGGGGUUUGUCUUUGUGAGGAGAAAAAAAAAACUCUUUUUAACAAUUUUAGAAGAAGUUGAAGACAAUGAGAAAAAAUGAGAAACUUUUUGGAGAAAGAGGGAACAUUUUGAAGGAGGUGACGAUUCAGGACACAAACUUUGUUUCGUUUUUCUGGGAUGGCCAUCUUUAUCUUGGAGUGCCUGUCUGUUUCCAGGGGCCACGGUUGCCAGAGCAACAGCAACAGUCCCCCUGGGAGACUUACCUGUCAUUCCUUAGUUGUUUAGGGACCAAAAGACCAAGCCUUUUUACUGCUAAAAGACUCAUAGCUGUAACAUAUGUCGGACCACUGCAUCUCUUUCGCUGUGCCAAUCAGUUCAAAGAGUUGUAUUUAAAGAAAAAAAAAUGUAUAAGUAGACUCUCUAUAAAUAUAUGUAUAAAACAUACAUAUAUAUAUAUUGCUGAUAUGCUUUUGAAUACUGGCAAAACUAUUUCAGAUGACCCUGUGGUGGGUCACUCACUUCGCUAGUUUACAACUUACUGCUACAAAAAUGAAAAAGUAUUUAUUUUUUUCUCUUGAUUUUUUUUGGUUUGUUUGUUCCUCCUCCUGUCCAGGAGGCGGGGGUGCAUGGGGAGGGUUGUUGCUGUCGCAGCCUUACCUUUUAUAUCUGCACAUCCUAACCUUGUAGUUAAGAAACCACCGCUAAACGGUUUGAAAUAUACAAACUCCUUUAUAUUUACAGUACAUAUAGAUAUAUAUGUAUAGCGAAAACAUUCAAGCUAAAAAAUGUAUUCAUAUAUAUACUGACGUGUACGAUAACACACAUAUAUAUAUGGAUACAUGGAUAUUAAUCCUGAAACCCAUAUAUGUAUUUAUAUGCAUAUAUUUUAUAUAUGUGUGUAUAUAUCUAGAAAAACGGCUAUUCGAUUAGGUAGAGCUGUACUUUUUUGUAGAUUUUAGCUGGAGUCUGAAGCACUGCUCUGCUUGGUCUUAACCCUGGGAAGAGUCACACACCUGGCAGCUCCCACUCAGCAGGCAUUCCUCUCUCUGAUGACAACAUAUAUGCCAACGCACACGGGACAAGUGUGUAUAUUAUUACUGUAUAUGUAUAUAACUGUAUAUGCUACUUCAAAGAAAAAAAAUCGCAAAAAGGCCUCUUCUUAUUAAGAAGACUUGAAGAGAGUCAGGCUCGAGAAUCAGGAUAUUUCUCCUUUUUCGACUUCUUUCCUUUCGAGAGAAAAGACUUUACACAAUAUCCUAAGCAUAUCUGCCUCUUUUGCCAAGUAGACUUGACGUACACACAGUGAACACAUGCACACACAUACACACACCAAAAAAAAACAUACACACAGGGUGUCAAACACACAUGCAUACAGUAUACAUACAAACACACAAACUCACGACCAGUGCUCUUGUAAAAGCGGGAAGUCAGACGUGAUGGUUAUCAUUUGGGUCUCUCCUGGGUGCGCUAAGACUGUAGGCCUGAUAACGUGACAUGCAAACACUGUGUUCGUUAGCGUCACACGCAGCUUCCGUUAACUUGAUGUCAAGCCCGCUACGGCAACAAUCUAGUCCAAACAGAGCUGCAAAAAAAUUAAAAAUAAAGACAAAAAAAAAACACACAAAAAAAAAAAA
This is a messenger RNA of Clupea harengus (Atlantic herring), 3406 nucleotides long. It is a transcript of the gene celf4, whose product is annotated as CUGBP Elav-like family member 4. NCBI's taxonomy places the organism in Eukaryota, Metazoa, Chordata, Actinopteri, Clupeiformes, Clupeidae. Gene Ontology annotation, molecular function: RNA binding. The transcript has 13 exons. The coding region runs from base 21 to 1301 and encodes 426 amino acids. The record is from RefSeq and is a predicted model, not a curated record.